UGUACGACGAGUGGGUGCGACGGAAGCUGAUUAAGAAAUUAACAUGCUAGUUUAAUUGCAAGUCACGAUAAUGGCGCCCAGUGAACGUGUGCCACUGGCUGGCCUCCUGGUUGUUGCUGCAGACCGUAGACUUUGUCCAAGUCUUCCCAAGCAAAUUUCACAAUUUUAUUAUAAGCAAUGGAAGGGACAGAUUACUUAAAGAAAGAAGACUUGACCCAGAAGAACAAAGGAAAAAGGAGGAAUGAAUGGAAAGGAGACCCAAGGAGCUCCAUCGUGAGCAGCAAGCAGGUCUCCCUCCCCUCACCGCACCAGCGAGCCAAGCUCCAUCGUAACCAGCAGCACAAAUGGCGGAGGCGGUACUUCUUGCUCUCACAAAGAUUGGUAGCGUUUUAGCAGAUGAAACUGCCAAGGCCAUGGUGUGCAAAAUGUCUGAAAAAGUUAAUAAUCUGAGGGAUCUUCCAGACAAGAUUGAGCAAAUAAGGAAGCAACUAACAACAAUGAGCAAUGUUAUACGGCAGAUUGGCACGGUGUACCUCACCGAUGAAGUCGUCAGGGGUUGGAUUGGGGAGCUGCGGAAAUUGGCCUACCGCGUUGAGGAUGUAAUGGACAAAUACUCAUAUUACUCUAUCCAAAUGGAGGAAGAAUGGUUCCUGAAGAAGUAUUUCAUCAAAGGAUCGCACUAUGUCUUGUUGUUCAGUCAGAUAGCUGAAGAGGUGAUCAAGAUCGAGAUGGAGAUCAAGCAAGUUAUAGAGCUUAAGGAGCAAUGGUUGCAGCCAUGCCAGCUUGUUCCUGACCAGAUUACUGAGAUGGAAAGACAACGGUCCCAAGACAGCUUCCCACAACUUGUUAAAGAUGAAGAUCUUGUGGGGAUUGACGGCAAUAGGAGAAUGCUCACCGAAUGGCUAUAUUCUGAUGAGCUCGACAGCACAGUGAUAACGGUCUCAGGUAUGGGAGGAUUGGGAAAAAGCACCCUUGUUACAAAUGUCUAUGAACGCGAGAAGAUCAACUUUUCAGCUCAUGCAUGGAUGGCUGUGUCCCAGACGUACACUAUCGAUGCUCUGUUGAGGAAGCUACUAAGGAAAGUUGGUUCCGUGGAACAGCAAAUGUCAGCUAAUUACAUCAACAAAAUGGAUGUGUAUGACUUGAAAGAAGAAAUAAAACGAAGGCUCGAAAAUAAGAAAUGUUUGAUUGUACUGGAUGACGUCUGGAACCAAGAAGUGUACUUUCAAAUGCGUGAUGCAUUCCAGAAUCUCCAGGCAAAUCGCAUCAUCAUCACGACGCGGACGAAUCAUGUGGCUGCCCUUGCUCAACCAACACGUCGCCUUGAUCUCCAGCCUCUGAGCAUUACUGAUGCACUUGAUCUCUUCCGCAGAAGGGCUUUCUACAAUAAAAAGAACCAUGAGUGCCCUGCUGAGCUUGUGAAUGUUGCUACUAAUAUAGUGGAAAGGUGCCAGGGCCUGCCACUAGCAAUCGUAUCGAUAGGUAGCCUCUUGUCUUCGAGGCAAAGAACACACUACGUUUGGAAUCAAGUGUACAAUCAGCUUCCAAGCGAGCUAUCGAACAAUGACCAUGUCAGAGCAAUUUUGAAUCUGAGCUACCAUGAUCUAUCAGGAGACCUCAGAAAUUGCUUCUUGUACUGCAGCCUCUUCCCUGAAGAUUACCCAAUCUCACGUGAGAGCCUUGUGCGGCUUUGGGUCGCAGAAGGCUUUGUGCUGAGCAAAGGAGAAAACACACCAGAGGAGGUGGCCGAGGCGAAUCUCAUGGAACUAAUCCAACGCAAUAUGCUGGUAAUAAUGGAAAAUGAUGAGCAGGGAAGGGUGAGCACAUGUACGAUGCAUGAUAUUGUGCGAGAUCUGGCGCUUGCUGUCGCGAAAGAGGAGAGGUUUGGCACUGCAAGUGACUAUCGAGCAAUGGUACUGAUGGACAAGGAUAAGGAUGUUCGUCGCCUGUCAUCUUAUGGAUGGAAAGACAAUACUUCACUAAAAGUUAAACUUCCACGUCUUCGAACUCUAGUGUCACUCGGAACAAUUUCAUCCUCCCCGGACAUGUUAUCGUCAAUUCUGUCUGAAUCCAGCUACCUUACCGUUCUCGAGCUACAAGAUUCUGAAAUCACAGAAGUGCCAGCAUCUAUAGGGGCUCUGUUCAACCUGCGAUAUAUCGGCUUGCGGCGCACCAAGGUCAGAUCACUCCCAGACUCUGUUGAGAAGCUGUACAACCUCCACACUCUGGACAUCAAGCAAACCAAAAUAGAGAAGCUACCACGGGGGAUCACUAAGGCCAAGAAGCUACGACACCUUUUAGCCGAUAGAUAUGAUGAUGAGAAGCAGUCGGCGUUCCGGUACUUCAUUGGGAUGAAAGCACCUAAAGACCUCUCCAACUUGGAAGAACUGCAGACUCUUGAGACCGUGGAAGCCAGCAAGGACUUGGCUGAGCAGCUGAAGAAACUGAUGCAGCUAAGGAGCCUGUGGAUCGACAACAUUAGUGGUACCGAUUGUGCAGAUCUUUUUGCUACCCUGUCAGACAUGCCACUCCUUUCCAGCUUGCUUCUCUCUGCAAGGGAUGAGAAUGAGGCACUUUGCUUCGAAGCUCUCAAGCCAAAGCCUGCAUCACUCCUCCACAAGCUGAUUAUCAGAGGGCAAUGGGCCAUGGGGACACUGCAGUGCCCGAUAUUCCGUGGCCAUGGGACGCACCUCAAGUAUUUAGCUCUGAGCUGGUGUCACCUUAGGGAGGAAGAUCCACUGGAGAUGCUCGCACCCCACUUGCCAAACCUCACAAACCUUAGACUGAACAACAUGCGUAGUGCAAAGACUUUGGUUCUUUCUGCAGGAUCAUUUCCCCACCUGAAGAUAUUGGCCUUGAAGCAAAUGCCUAGUGUCAACCAGCUGGUGAUCGGAGAAGGCGCCCUCCGAUGCAUUGAAGGUCUGUACAUUGUGUCGCUUGCAGAGCUGGAUAAGGUCCCACAAGGCAUCGAAUCGCUUCUCUCCCUGAAGAAGCUCUGGCUGCUGAACCUGCAUGAGGGCUUCAAAGCUCAAUGGCGCGACAACGGUAUGCACCAGAAGAUGCAGCAUGUUCUCCAGAUUCGUGUCUAGGCGUGGCAGAUUGGUUGUUUCUUCUACAUUACUAUUCUUCUAUGGAUGUCGUACUUGCAUUGUAAUCCUCUCCAAUAAUAUGUCAUCAGUCAUUGACAUCUUCAGCAGCUCUACAUUUAUUUGCAUUUGGAUCAUAUUUUGGUGAUUGUAACACAAUUUAAUCAUGUAAUGUCCUUGUCAUUGCCUUUAGGAGGCCUCUGUAUUGGGACAGUCUUUCAUAUAGUGACCUGGUUGAUGGUAGAUA
Molecule: messenger RNA, 3333 nt
Organism: Phragmites australis (common reed)
Lineage: Eukaryota; Viridiplantae; Streptophyta; Magnoliopsida; Poales; Poaceae
Product: disease resistance protein RPM1-like
Exons: 2
Coding region: 345-3089 (914 amino acids)
Biological process (GO): defense response to other organism
Molecular function (GO): ADP binding
Source: RefSeq, a predicted model, not a curated record